Molecule: messenger RNA, 468 nt
Organism: Saitoella complicata NRRL Y-17804
Lineage: Eukaryota; Fungi; Ascomycota; Saitoellomycetes; Saitoellales; Saitoellaceae
Exons: 3
Coding region: 1-468 (155 amino acids)
Biological process (GO): endoplasmic reticulum to Golgi vesicle-mediated transport
Source: RefSeq, a predicted model, not a curated record
AUGAGCUCAAGCACAAGAUACAACCCAACCCUCUCGCACCGCGAAGCUCGCUCCCAACUCUUCACCCCUUCCGCAAACAACCCCUACCUCUCCUCCCGCACACCCUCUCCCGGAGCCUCAACAUCUGGCUCUGGCCCCUCCUUCCGCUCAGCAACACCAAAUCGAAAAGGACAGUACAGUACGAGUGUGUUGGAAAGUCUAGAAUCACAGAACGAUGAUAAGAUCGAGGGGUUGAGUGCGAAGGUGCGAAUGUUGAAGGAUAUCACUGUUGCGAUUGGGGAGGAGGUUAGGGAGUCUUCGAGUUUGAUUGAGAAUAUGAACGACAAAUUCGCUUCGACGAAGGAUUAUUUGGGUGGGACGAUGAAGAGGAUGACGACGAUGGCACGGAGACAAGGCGUGGGAUGGUUUCACUAUAUGAUGUUCAUAUUCUUUUGCUUCUUCUUGUUCUGGCUGGUACGUUGGUUCUAA